Paramecium pentaurelia is the source of this 1947-nucleotide messenger RNA. The record is from the annotation of a GenBank genome assembly. Lineage: Eukaryota; Ciliophora; Oligohymenophorea; Peniculida; Parameciidae.
UAUGCUGCCUAAACGAUAAUAUUCAUUUUAAGAUCAAUAUCCUUAAUAGAAGGCUUCUCCUCUAUAAUUGAAGAGAGUUCAUUCAGUUCAACUCUAGGAUGAGGUAAAAAUUUAUUAUUAUAAAAUUGAAAAGAGUGUAACUCAGUUGAUUUUUACCCAUCAAGUGAUAAAGAAUAUUGAAAUAAUUUCCAUCUCUAAAGAAAAAGACAAUUUCUCUCUCCAUAAAAAACAUAUAGUCCAUUAUGUUAUCAAAAUUACCACAGACUACUUCGACUACUAAAUUCAAAGAAGGUACAAGUAAUUUCUUUAGCUCUAUGAAUAAGUAUCAAAUUUAUCUAUUUUAGUUAAAACCCAAAUUCGAAUUUUGCGAAUUUCCUUAGAAAAAAUUGUUUAAAUCCAACAAAAGUGAAGUUGUUCAAGAAAGAAGAAAAUUAUUACAAAGUAAAAACAAUGACUAAAAUUUAAGAAUUUUUAUAAACUAUACUAUCUUCCUUAGAUCAAUUAAAACCAAUUGAAUUUUUAUAGUUCAUUGAAAUAUAACAACAAUUUAUGAGAAGAGGUUUUGAUAAUAUUAAAUUACAUGGUCUAAGUAGUGAUCAAUUUAAUUUGGAUUCUUUAUUAGAACCUGAAUUGUAGAAACAUUAACCAUAAAAUGAUAUUGAAAAAGCAGUUAUUUGUUAUUUACAUAAACUUAAUAGUCGAAAAGAAGACAGAGUUAAAAUUAUACUGUAUCCCCAUUUAAUUCUAUUACAUUAGCUAACUUGAAAAUUAUUUGUAUGGAAAACUAUAAUAUUUGUCAUACAAUAUCAUACAAUACUUAUUUAUAGGAGACAAAGAUAAAGAAAUAUAUGGUUUGACUCAAAUGGUUUUAAAUGAUUCAGAUUCUCAUAUACAAUGUAAUUGUGUACUUUCUUUCUUAAGUAAAUUGUUAGAAUUCGAGUACAAUCCAUGUAAUAUAAUAAAUAUCUAAUUGAAGUUGCUGAAGUCACUUUAAAAGCUUUUUGUGAAUUGAAUAUGAAAUAAAUUAAAUAAAUGAAACUCUAAAAUCAUAUCAAAGGUAACCAAUAGAACAAAUGUUAUAAAAAUGCUCUACUCUUACUUUAUCGUUAUUUGGAAGGAAAUCCUUUAUUAGAUUAAAAAAUCAUUAAAUUUUUAAUUGAAGAUGAAGAAGUAUUGGGAAUUUAUUAAAACUUCAAAUCUUAAAAGUAAACACUAGAUAGUACUAAAACAUUGGAUUCUUCUGAUGAAAGUAUCACUCCAGCAACUACAUAAGAAACAAUAAGGAAAUUCUCUUCAAAAGAUAUGAUACUUAUAGAAGAUGAUAAUACUUCAGAAUUUUUAAUAAAAAUAUUGAAUUUAAAUUAUGAUUGGAAAUUAGUGAAAUGUAAAUGAUAAUAACUAUUUGAUUUAGAGUAUAGAAAUUGUAGUUUACUUCAUUUGUAAGGAUAGAUUAUAAAGAAUUCUUAUAUACUGAAAUGUAAUUCAAUAGAAAAAGUUUAUAAAUUAUUUACUGAAUAGAAAUAAUGGAGAAAUUCAUUUAAGAAAUUUGAAAUUUUUGAGACAAUAGAUGAUAAUAAUUUUAUAGCAUUAGAGACUUCAAUUUGGAGUAUAAAAUCUUCAUUCUAAACAUUUGUAUUUUUUAGUAAGUUUUCUAUUAAAGAAAAAAGUGAAAUCAAAAUAUCUUUUACAGUUGAUUUUGUAAAAGAUUGUUCAAAAGAAUAUAUGUCAUAUUUAAAGAAAAAUGAAUUAUUAUGUAUUCAUUUAUUAAAUAUCUUAGGUAAAAAGGUUUCCUAUGUUGAAAUAUCAAAAAUAGAUGAAGAAAGAAUAUAAGUUGUAACAAUUACAAACUUAAUAGAUUAAGAAUAAAAAAAUCAUGUAUUACCCUCAUUACUUAAUGAAGAUAACUCAUUCGAAGUUCAAAUUGAUAAACUUUACUAAUUGUUAUGA